AUGGAUAGGAACAAUGCGCCCAUGAUCUCGCCCCCUACGCGUCGACCACCCCCGAGUGCUGUGUGCUCCCUCGGCCCGGUCCCUCCCACGCCUGCAGACUGGGUCGACGAACCUGUUCAGCCGGCCCAGCCAGUCCUUGGCCGCUCUCCAGGCCUCACCAUAGACACUGCUGCUGCUGCUGCUGCUGCUGCUGCUACGUCCAACACCGCAAACGUUCCCGAUCCACUACCAUCGUCGGGGAGCGCCAGUGGGCGUCUUAGUCGAGCGGGAGCUGUGCGGCACGACAAGACCAUCAUUCAACGACGAACUGAAAGUCGCUGCCGGCAUACGCCGGAGGGAUCGAUCGACACUGUGCCCAGACCGCGGCAAGUUGCAGAUAUCGUGGUACUCAAUAGUCCCCAUACCAAUCCGGCCACGACGACGAAAAAGCCGACUCCUCGGAGCGGUGGUGGAACGCUACACGAGGCUCAUCCUGUCAGCGACUCGUUACCGCAAGGGGACUCGCGUAACUCAACACCCCGGGCAUCAGGCUCGACGAACUGUUACCAAGUCGAGACAGCAUCUCCCCCGUUUCCUUCCCAUCUUGCGAAGGUGGGCCAGUCCUCGGCAAAGACUGUUCAGCAUAUGAUGCCUAAGGCAUUACCUACCCCUCCACCUCGGCCUCGAUCAGAAUCAAGCUCGAGGCGGAAUAACUCAUUUCGUCCUCCGCUGCCAGAUACCCCUCCAGUUUUUAGGCGCCUGGCUGUGUCCCAGAGUGCCGAUCAGUUCGAAGCCGCCACUCUCGAGCGAGUUCAGACUUUUACUGCAAUGGAAGCCGCAGCAUCCACCGACGCGGACCGAGUGCGUCUGUUUGCGGAUUUCAUUGUCAAUGAGUCAAGGAUUCGCCGGGAGCGUUAUUCCUCUGCCAUCGGAGAGAUGGGUUCGGAGAUCUUGGACCUGACGCGAGAUCUCUUCCGCCCAGUCGAAGGCUCGAGGCGGGAGUCUGCCACCUCCCAGGAGGAGUGGACACCAGCCUCGACAGAUCCAACCACGUCCCGGAGAGAUUCGGCCGGUUCUGUCAUGCGCACCGAUGAGCUGUCCCAUUCAGCCCCGACGUCGUCAAAAGCCCCGGCAUCGUCAAAAAUUCCCACCUCGCCAAGCGGCGGUCCCUCCAUCACGGCCAACUGGUCGACGAACUACAUGCCCUCACUAUCGCCUAUCCUAAGCAUGAGUGUCAGUGAUAGGCACGAAAACGGCAGCUCUCGUGGACGACCGCCAAGCCGUUGGUGGGAGUUGGAUUCACUAGGAGACGGACCGCGCGUGCUUGGGAGGUCCAAGCGAGAGUCCAAGUACAUGGGCGUCCCCAAAGACCAAUGGGUUGAGGAGGAGCCUAUCCGAGGAGAGGCGAGCGACAAUGGCUCAACAUCUGCCUAUCCUCCGGAAAAGACUGGCUGGCUCGACCAGGGCGAAGCAUCGUCAAAACCGCAGGGCUUCCCACUUUCCGAUGCGCCUUCGUCCUCUUCGGUGCUGGAGCCGUUGGAUGUCUCUCGGCUCAUUACCAUGCCGCCGCCGUACCCGCGCCACCACCCCGCGGAGAAUAAUAAUCACCCCGAACUGACGACGAUUCGAUGUUCGGUGAGAAUGCUUGGCGACUUGACACAGGCAAAUAAGUCAAACGAGAGCUUCGCCAAUGCUAGCGCCGAACGACGGGAGAAAUUCUCCAAAGCAGCAUCGGAGCGACGUCAGCAUCUCAGAGCGAACCUGCAAAAGGAGAUUGGUGCUGGGAACCUGAAUUAUUCGGAUGCAGCAGUGAUUGAAUCCGACUCGGAGCAGCAGGAAAGAGACAGGAAGAAGGAACUGGAGAAGACGGAAUACGAACGUUUCCAGAACGAGGUCGUCAUCCCGCUCAAUGACCUCUUGACGAGGCGAAUCACCCUGGCGACGAGCCUGUUUGACGAUUUAUCGCACCACUUGUUUGACAACGGAGAAAUCGACGCCGAUAUGCCGCAGGAGGAAGGCGAUGAUCGACCGGAGCUGCUUGAGAAGCUCACGUUGCUCAAGUGGAUAUUCGAGACACGCGAAACAUUGCACAGGACCAUUUACGAUAUCCUCUCGGACCGAAACUCCCGCUACUGCGACGUCGUCGUGACACCGUAUCGGCUUUCGAGUAAUGCAGAAAAGCUCAAGUCGGCCGAAGCGUUCUUCGCAGAGGACGCGGCCCGGCGUGAACAGGCGUUUGCGAUGGAGAUUCUGGGUCGCGCAACGCUGUUUCGAUCUGUCAUGGAAGAGGCUGUUGAGCGAGGUGUCGCGAUGCAGCUGUCGGCGUUCUGGGACAUUGCGCCGCCGCUACGAGACUUGUUGGACAGCAUCCCAUCCGAUUUCGACAACUUUGGUGUUCAGAUUCCGCCGUCGGAGUAUGAGGAAAAUCCUUCAUACCAGCAUCACCCUCUGCAGUAUCUCUAUGGUCUCCUUCAGCAUAUGGAGAAGAGCACAUACCGGUUCAUCGAAUCACACACGAAUUUGCUGUGCCUUUUGCACGAAGUCAAGGAAGCCACUGUGAACGCAGAGGCAAGGGUGCUAGCUACAAAGAGAGAGGACUCCGACGGAACAAUCCUCGACGAUGAAUAUUGCGAGGAGAGGGUUCGGAUGAUGCGCCAGAGCGAGACCAAGCGGCUCACUGCGGACCUGAAAGAGAAGGUGCGUGCCGUGCAAGAUCAGUGGAACAGUGCGUUGGCCAACAGGAUAAGAACCUCCAAAGAGCUCACCAGAGCAUGGUUGCUUCAGACUGGAGGGUGGGAUGAAUCGCUCGAAGAAUCUGAAGGAUUUGGAGGAGAAUAG
Molecule: messenger RNA, 2817 nt
Organism: Drechmeria coniospora
Lineage: Eukaryota; Fungi; Ascomycota; Sordariomycetes; Hypocreales; Ophiocordycipitaceae
Exons: 1
Coding region: 1-2817 (938 amino acids)
Source: RefSeq, a predicted model, not a curated record